Molecule: messenger RNA, 390 nt
Organism: Ostertagia ostertagi
Lineage: Eukaryota; Metazoa; Nematoda; Chromadorea; Rhabditida; Trichostrongylidae
Source: the annotation of a GenBank genome assembly
AUGUUUUCAGCCGUACGGGUUGGAAUAGGAGGCGCAUGUGCAUUUGGAUUUGUGGCAUUUUUCACUGUUCUGUAUUCAUGUUUCAACCGUGGAAGCUCAAAGAAACGAAGGAGUCCUGCUGCUAAUAAACGAAGGAGUCCUGCUGCUAAUAAGUUGGGAAAUCAGGUUGGCCGUGGCGAGCAAGAACAACCGGCAAAGAAGACCUCUAGUAUCCCUAGUGGUAGUUAUGAGAAAGGUGAAGUGAAAAGGAGUCCAUCAGAGGGAUUUGACACCGAUGAGCAGGAGCACACGAACACACCUGCCAUAACCGAUUCUCGUGUAUCAAGCUUUUCGACCACAAGUGCCACUUCUGCUCCUGUGGUAAGCAAACAGACAUCACAGGAGCAGUAA